Molecule: messenger RNA, 4403 nt
Organism: Cuculus canorus (common cuckoo)
Lineage: Eukaryota; Metazoa; Chordata; Aves; Cuculiformes; Cuculidae
Gene: NDUFV3
Product: NADH:ubiquinone oxidoreductase subunit V3
Exons: 3
Coding region: 3190-4290 (366 amino acids)
Biological process (GO): mitochondrial ATP synthesis coupled electron transport
Cellular component (GO): mitochondrion
Source: RefSeq, a predicted model, not a curated record
AUAAACAAAUGGAGUGUUCAGGGCAGGAGAGCCUCCCUUUCUGGUGCUAAAACAAAAUGGCCUUCCUUUGCAGCCUGUUAGCCCCGGGAGCCUUCUGUACCCUGUGGUGGUGCCAACACCUGUGUUACCUGAAAUUAAUAAAAAGUAAUUCCCAAAACAAAGGAGUUUUUUUAGAGCGGAGGUAUUGUUUUUAUUCUGCAAAGGGUGCUAGGUGGAAAAUUUUCCAGAAAACUAGCAGUAUCGAAGACCCCAAAGGCCUGUGUAUAGAAAGCUGAUGCUCAAAAUCCCACGUAUCUAAUGUAAUUGUUACACCUGUCUAAUACAGAUAUUCAUUAGGUUACACUAUUCUACUUUAACACAAAAUUCCUUAUUUCCGUUCCACAUCUUUAGUUAGGAUUAGGAUGUCCUUCAGGUAAUCCUUAAACAAUCAUGAAUUCUCCCUAUCUGAUCUCCCUUUCCUUGUUUCAUCACAUGUUUUCAACCUUGAAUCAAUUAGCCACUGAGUUCAUCAUUUUCUUAAGCCCAAGUGUCUACAUUCCUGAGCAGAGGCCAAGAUGUUUGCAGAAGAUAUUAAGUGUCUGCAUCUAUGGGCUGAUAGUAAGAAGUUUGUAGAAGAUACCAAGUGUCCGUGUCUCAGGAAUCAGGGUAUUUGUAGUAAGUAAAUGAGGUGCAAAAAACGUUCAUCUUAUCCGCUUGGGUAAUACCUGAAAAGUUUGUCUACCCAUCAGAGACCAGGGAGUGCCUAUGUGAAGUUCAGGUCGCUUUGAUCAUCUUUAAAAAGGCAAGGAGAGCUCAGAAAUGCACAUGGCCGCAUCUCUGAACUGCAGCUACAUAAGCUGAGAAGGUGAAAGGUCAUCACCCUGUAAACAGGGCUUUCUGUUCAAACAUACUGUGUAGUAAGAAGACUAAAACUAAAACCUGGUAGGAAUGCAUCUAUGUGGGUUAUAUUUAUAGACCACACUUUAAGUUUGAGGCUUCUUUGCUGUUUACCUUCAACUUAAUAUGUGAGCUGCUGUGAUGCUUGACCAGACUUAAGGAAAGCUACUAUUAACUUUGUCCUAAUAAGCAUUUUGCCAGAAAUUUGAUGGUAUUAAGGGUAGCAAGUUACUUUUUUUAAUAAGGUGCUAAAUCUGAUUUUGAUCUUUGGAUGUUCCCCCUUGCUUUUUGAAAUGUUUGAAUUAUAAGGGUCAAAAAGCAUCUACUUUUACAGAAAGGGACAGGAAGACUUGCAAAAUCUGAAUAUCUAUUUCAGGCAACAGUGUCAGGAAGCUGCAGAAAAGUACCAUGGCCGUGUUAUUUUAAAUUAGUUGUAAUCCUUCGUGCCCCAUAGGUUUGCAAGCCAGUUAAAACAUUGGUCUGGGUUUGGACACUGCUAUUCAUUGACAUUCACAAGCAUUUGAACCCCUUCUGUCCCUGACCAAAGUCAAAACAUGAAUAGAAAUUUCAGAGAUGGAUAUCUUAUGCAAAAUGCAGUUUGUAAACUCACUAACUCAGUGAGACUCACUAAGAGAGGCUCACGAACUCGCUGAGUAGGAUUCUCAUCCCAAACUAGAGAUCCAGGUGCUUAAACAGCAAAGCUCAUGGGGCCAUAUGUAGGAGUAAUCGGAUUUGCUGACAGCUGUUGAAAAGAUUGCUGAAAGAGUAGUUGAAUGCAGACUUCUUGGCUUGUGAUGUUAGCUUCUUAAAUGCUAAGACAAAUAAAAGCUUGGCUGUUCCACUAAGAAACCUUUUGCUGCAUGGAUUAACGAGCUUGUUCAAACAGCAAAUAAUUUUUGUUAAAAUUUAUUUUAUACAUUAUUUUAAGUGUAUUUGAGAUAUCCUUUAGCAUCAAUUAGUAGAUUCAUCGUCCUGCAGCUCUGAUUUCAGAAGGUGUCAGGAGACUUCAUAGGCCACCUCUUUCAGCCAGCUGCUUCCUUGCAAAUGGUCAAGGUUAGUUAAGGGUAUAGGAUGCAGCUGUCUUUUUCAGAUUCUAGCUGGAACGGGGAGGGUGUGCAAAUUUUCCUUGCUUUGAUAAAAAUGGUGGUGUUUAUUCAGGAAGGCAGUGAUGGGGAAUAGACCUGUAAUUUCUGCAUGCCAGCUUCCUGAGUGCAAGAAUGUUUUAAACACAUUCUGAUAAUGAUACUGAUGAUACAAGCAGAGGAGGGCUGCAAAGAUGAUCAGAGGGCUGGAGCACCUCCCAUACCAGGACAGGCUGAGAGAGUUGGGGUUGUUCAGCCUAGAGAAGAGAAGGCUCCCAGGAGACCUUAUAGCAGCCUUCCAUUACAUGAAGGGGGCCUACAAGAAAGCUCGGGAGAGACUUUCUACAAAGGCUUGUAGUGAUAGGAGUGGGACAGAUUUAGAGUAGACAUAAGGAGGAAUUUCUUCGGUAUGAGAGUGGUGAGGCACUGGCACAGGUUGCCCAGGGAAGCUGUGGCUGCCCCAUCCCUGGAGGUGUUCAAGGCCAGGUUGGAUGGGGCCUUGUGCAGCCUGAUCUGAUGGGAGGUGUCCCUGCCUAUGACAGGAGGGUUGGAACUAGACAAUCUUUAAGGUCCCUUCCAACCCAAACUAUUCUGUGAUUCUAUGAUGAAGAAUGAACCUGGGAAUAAUACUAUUGUUACUGAUUUGGAUGUAUUGUUCUUUUGACGAAGAGGUGCAAAUACAGAGCAGGUCAUACGAAGUACCCUAAUUAAAGAGGCCGUGCCAGUUGUAUUAGUUGUAUUAUCCAUAGACUUUAUGAUUGAAAUAUGAAAUGUAUCUUUCUCACAUAUACAAAUAUUACUGUUUAAAGCAUUUUUCCAGUAACACCUACUGUUAAUAGUCAAGUUGAACGUUAACUGCUUUCUUGGUUUCUUAGGAUGUCUUAACAUUAAUACUUGUUCAACUCUUGCUCAGCUUUCACUUGUCUGUCAUCCUUUUGAUGACAAACAUUUUUUAUGUUACUUUGACCUUCUUGAAUGCUUGUUUGAAGAACUCUUCAAUCUUGAGUGAUAUUUCCUCACAUAUUAGUUUCUACAGGCUGCUGUUUGGCUGUAUCAUUCUAUGCAGGGAAUCAGGCUUCUCUCAAAGUCAGCUUCUUUCAAAGUGCGUCUUCCUGCUUAGCCCUGCCCUCCCUCCCCGCCUUGCACCUUCCAUCUGGCAGAGAGAAAUGUAGUGGCACCACAGGGAAGCACGAAGCUGCUAGCCAUCAAGGCAUCAGUUGAAUUUCCUAAAAUGUUGUCUUCUAGCUCUCUCCUAGCAUCUGAAAACAAAGGUGAGAGCAUAUCUAGUACUAACCUCAAGGAAGGUUCAGAACCAGCUGCUGAAGACAUAAGGAUGUUCAUGUCAAGAAAAACUGUGGUUGCGUUUCCACAGCGAGUAGUUGUUUCUUCCCUUGAGGAGGAAAAGCUCACUACACCUAUAACAGGAGGAGGCUUGAGGAGAGAGUUAGCUGAGGAAGAAACUUCGUCUUCAUCCAGCUCAGAUUCAGAUUCUAGCUCAGAUUCUGAAGAAGAAAUUGAUAAUGAUGACCAUUCAGAAGUUGCCAUUAAAACCAAAGUUGAGUUUCCUAGACGAGAUUCCAUCUUUUCUGAGAACAUAGCAGUAAAGGCAUCGAUGCUAGCAAAAGAGAACUUGUCCCAGAAAUCCCCAAAAGAAUAUGUAGCUAAGAAGAAGCUACGCAAAACAGAAACUGAUGUGUCUCCUAUCAAGCAGGUUGCAUUCUCUAAAACAUCAAUCAGCCAUGUAACAUCAAAAUCCAAAGCAAGACACCCUGAAGUAAAAGCAAGACACCCUGAAGUAAAAGCAACUCCAAAAGAAGCAGAUCAGCAGAAGCUCGUCUUAGAACCACGCAUGGUUAAAAGACGAGACCUGACCGAUAUCACUCGUAAAUCUGACAAUUUGGAAGAAAAAUCCAUUGAAACCCAAGUAGCAGCUAUUCAGCUGAAAGCUUCAUCAGUGGCUCAGGAAGACAAAAAGAAAAAACUGGUAUCCAGAGGAGAAGAAAAAAAGGUCAAGGAGGCACAGGAGUCAGAAGCAGAAGUAACUGCUCCUAAACUAAAAGAAGAAACUUCUGAAAGCACUGUGUUGGCGAUGAGCACUGCAGCAAAGGAGAAAACCAUUCAGGAAGCAGGAGUCCAGGCUGGAGAAAAAAGCACAAUAGAGGAGGCCACCGCAGCUGCUGAGCCUGCUCCAGAAGAAGAAUUUGAUAAUUCUACCUACAAGAACCUCCAGCAUCAUGAUUAUAACAUCUAUACCUUUGCAGAUGCUGUUGUGGGUCUCUCGAAAUUCAGGCAGCCUCAGCCAUCUUCUGGAAGACCGUCACCAAGGCACUGAAUGAACCACAUUCAAAACAAAUGCUGAGGCAGAAUGAUAAAUUGUUCUAUUUAGCACAGUUGCUUCAUCUGUAUUAUAAAUCAGAUAAUAAUAAAUAAAAGCAUGAUAACUUA